This is a messenger RNA of Esox lucius (northern pike), 3253 nucleotides long. RefSeq names its product death-domain associated protein (gene daxx). The record is from RefSeq and is a predicted model, not a curated record. The transcript is spliced from 11 exons. Gene Ontology annotation, molecular function: histone binding. Bases 93 to 2237 code for a protein of 714 amino acids. NCBI's taxonomy places the organism in Eukaryota, Metazoa, Chordata, Actinopteri, Esociformes, Esocidae.
ACCAGCGGUCUACCAAUUGAUGGCUUGAAUGUUCCCGGCCUGUACAGUGGGAGAAAUUUUGGUGUCGAGCGCCAAAGAAUUGUCCCUAUUUUAUGGCGGCAGCAGUGAUGGACAGCAUUGUAAUCCUGGAUGAUGAUGAGGAAGAAGAGAGGCCGCAACCCUCUUCCUCAGCCAAUCACUGCACUCCCCCCAAAGUCCAACAGCCCGCUCCUACUCACAUCACCAAAUCUCCAUUCGCAACGGCGAAGAAAGAGACCCAUGUCCUUCAGGCGGAAAACCAGAAGCUCUUCACUGAGUUUGUAGAGUACUGCUCAGCUCACACGGAAGACUGCCCAGAGGUCAUGAAGUUCCUUCACGCCAAGCACGCCAAGGCGUCGCCGGAGUUCCUGGCGUCGGUGGAGUUCCGCAACACGCUGGGCCGCUGCCUGACACGCGCCCAGGCCCGCCGCACCAAGACCUUCGUCUACAUCAACGAGCUGUGCACCGUCCUCAAGCAGCACUCGGCCAAGAGGAGGCCGACGGUCACGGCGGUGGAGCCCACGACGGGGGAGAAGAGGGAGGUGGAGGCGGCGGCGGAGGAGCUACCCUCGACCUCUGGGCAGCAGGAGGAGCCGACGAGGGAGGAGGAGGAGGCGCCGGUGGACGAUGAGAAGGAGAGGAAGACGAAGAAGGCUUCCAGGAGACAGAUUGCCUACUUGGAGAAUCUGCUGAAGAUGUACAAUGAUGAAAUCCAGCGGCUGCAGGAGAAGGAGCUGAGCAUCAGCGAGCUGGAGGAGGAGGACUCCAGCUACAUCCAGGAGCACAAGCUCAAACGCAAGAUGAUGAAGAUCUACGAUAAGCUCUGUGAGCUGAAGGGUUGCACCAGCCUGACAGGCCGAGUGAUCGAACAGAAGAUCCCAUACGAAGGGACGCGCUACCCCGAGAUCAACAGGAAGAUCCAGCGGUUCAUCAACAGCCCCGAGGCCCAGCUCAACCCCCCCGACUAUACAGACAUCCUGCAGCAGGUCCGCCGGGCCAACGAGCGCCACGGCCUCAACCUUACCAAGAAGCAGCUGAACCAGAUCGCCCAGGACGCCUUCCGGGAGACGGGCAACCGCCUGCAGGAGAGACGCCACCUGGACAUGGUCUACAACUUCGGCUCGCACCUCACCGACGUCUACAAGCUCACCAUGGACCCAGCUCUGGUGGACCCUACACUGGCCCGUAAGCUGCGCGCAAACCGGGAGGUGGCUCUCUCCAGCCUGGACCAGGUCAUCGCCAAAUACGCCUUGAAGCAGGAUGACACAGAGGAGGAAGAAAGGAGGAAACGCCUAGAAAGAGAACGCCAGAAGAAAGAGUCAUCGGAGCAGGAGGCAGUCCCAGCUGAUGAAAAUCCCCUGAAGAGUAAAGAGGAUGAAGAGGAGGUUGAGGAACAAGCUGAGGAAGAGGACGACGAAGACGACAUGUCGUCUGAUCCUGACAUCGAGGAGGAGAUCGAGGCCAGCAAAGCAGAAGCGGGGCCAGAAGGUGAGGAGGAGGAGGACGACAUCAAUGAGGUUGAGACAACAAACCAAAGUGAGAAUGAGGCGGGUGGGGGGAGCGAUGGAGACCAAGACGGAGGACAGAACAAGGAGGACGAUAAAAACUGUAGAGGAAUCAGCCCCCUUUCCCUGGGCGACACCCCGCUGAUCUCUUCCUUAGCGGACGAUUCCCCUACGGACAGCCCCAGCCAAUCAGAGGCGAUGGAGGUAGACAAAGGGAGCAAAUCGUCCAGCACAAACAACGGCGAAGACGUGGUUUCCUCCAAUCACCUUUCAGUUUUGUCCGUAAGCACCAGUGUGGACACUAAGGACUCCUCCGCUUCCCCCGCUGCUCCCAAUCAGGUAUCCCUGCCACCGUCGCCCGUGUUGAUUACCAUCCACGAGGACUCUUGCACUAAAAUCACAGAAACAAGAUCGGCCAAUUGCAGCCCUCGGCCGCCCAGUCCCAAAGACGCCUCCAAAGGCCGAAAAAGAAAGACAGGCCAAGACGUGCUGCCUAGGAAGUCUCUCAACGGCGACCUGAGGAGGCACAGUCAGAGUGUCAUCCCUCUGGACACGGAUGUGAUUAGACACAGCCCCCUGCAGGCCGACUCCACCACCCCCACACAGGAGGCGGUCACCAGCUCCCAGUCCACCCCGCCUCCCAAGAAAAACAAGAUCAACGUGGCCACCCAGUGUGACCCGGACGAAGUGAUCGUCCUGUCGGACUCUGAUUGACCUCUGCCCCCUUACCCUAUUUGGGUGUUCAGGUUUUCCAUUGUUAAUCUAACAAUGUGUUUACGCUGCACAGACUGAUCUGGGAUAAGGCUGUUCCAUUACUGCCUCUUGACUUCCAAACCAGUGCCUGCCGAUGUGAGCUCUUGAAAAUGGAUCAAUUUUCUGACGGGAAAAAGAGGACUAACUUUUCAUUGCAAACUUCAACUGGCGAUGGACGUGGUAGUUUACCGCCAACGUGUUUACAAUUUAUAUUUAUGUGCCAUUUAAUUUUGCCCAGUGUCUCAAAGCGUGGGGAGGGAACAGUGUGAAGCCACGUUAUUUUUCUAUUUUAGAGUUCAGUAGGAUUAUGUUUCGUUCAGAGUUUGUCCUUUGUGUUUGUCUAGCUGGGUGAAUGGUUGCGUGUCUGUUAUUAUGCUAAAUUGUUGGCAAUAGAAGACGAUUCAGUCGAGCACACGAGUACUGUAUCUUAGAUUUAUAGAGACGAUAUGUGAUGCGUACACCAACAUGAUAUCAUGGAUCCUUUAAUGUUGCUGUGGACAUGCACUUCAACCGGAUGACUCUGCUAGGUCCGCUGAAUAGUACGCAAGCAGGACCUGGUGGCUACGCGUGUGUGUUCAGGAGACUCCAAACAUAGAUGCAUCCCUCUCAACAGCCUGGAAAUGCUUUGUUUUCGACAUGACAUGUAUGACAGUGAGUUCAGUCAGGCAGGACCCCCUGAAGAACAAUUCACGUUGACUUGGAUGUGUUCAGGCUGAUGGGUGUUGAUUUUAGGAGGAAGUCAUUCUGAGCGUUUAGUUGGCAAGUGUUUGGGUUGGUUUGUAUAAAAAAAAAAAACUUUAAUUACUCCUCUAGCUUGACACUGCAAAGAGCGGUAAUGAUUUAUCUCACACUUUUUUUUACACUUCCCAAAAACAUGAAUUGGUCUCCCUUGUUACAAAUUCCAUAAAAUUAGACAAGACCCCCCCCCCUUCCUUUAAAUAAACUGAUUUAAUAAAAGUGCUUUGUAGACCCUUUCA